Darwinula stevensoni is the source of this 947-nucleotide messenger RNA. NCBI's taxonomy places the organism in Eukaryota, Metazoa, Arthropoda, Ostracoda, Podocopida, Darwinulidae. The record is from the annotation of a GenBank genome assembly.
GAAGUUUUUGUAGUUGAGGUGUUUCGGCUUCCCCCUGUGCUUAUGGUGUCUAAAAUAGCCCAACGCUCCCUUAUUGUUUUCAAACAGGACCAUCGGUCUUGUUUGCGUGAUCAUUCUCGGACAGCGGCAUCCAUUCACAUUGAAAGUCCCGUGCGAAUGCUACUUCCUCGAAAUCCACGAUGAUCCUACACCUUUCAUUCUCCUACCUCUCCCUGUUCCUCUUGGCUUUUGGACUACCUGGGCAAGAAUGUCCUCCUGAAGAUAUCUGGCCUUGCACGUGCGUCCGAGAUUCCUACACCCAAAUAAACGUGUAUUGCAAGAAUGCCAGCUCGGGAGAAGAGAUCGCAUCGGCCUUGAAGAAGGCAUCCUGGCCCUUCAUGCCGUUAUGGGCAUUCUACCUUCACGGCAACAAGGCAGUUAAGGAACUACCUGAAGGAGUUUUUGGGAAUAUCUCCUUCCAGCACAUACAUAUGGAUGACACUGGUUUGGAGAGAAUUCAUCCGUCAGCCAUCCUGUCUUCGAAGAAUCAUCUCGAACGGCUUGUGGUCUGGAACAGCCCCAGCUUCACGGAGUUCCCUUUCCAUGUCCUUCCCGUGUUGCGACGCCUCAAAGAUCUCCUCCUCUUUCGAUGUUCCUUGACUUCAGUACCAGCUGUGAAGAACCCGAGCCUCAUCGAACUCACUUUCCAAUUCAAUCGCAUUUCAAGAAUCGAGGAACAUGGUUGGGACACACCCUAUUUAAGGAAAUUCAUCAUCAGUGACAAUAUCCUCACGGAGUUUCCACAUUCUAUCAUAAAGAGCCUUGAAAGACUAGAGGAGUUCCAUUGUGGAGCGUGCCAUCUAGGACCCACCCUUACAGCUGGAAAACUGGAAUUUCAAAGCAAAUAUUUGAAGUUGGUGCGGCUCUGGGAGAAUUCCUUAACUCGAUUUGAGCCGGAAGCAAUCAUU